GCAGGCAGCUGGCGUGGUUUAGUUCAGACUCAGAGCUGUACCUGCCACUGGAGGUUCCUCUGAGGAGACUGCAGCUGUCAGCAUGGCUCAAGCAUUUGUGAAUGGCAAAAUCCAGCCGGGGAAGGUGGUUGUGUUCAUCAAACCCACCUGCCCCUACUGCAGAAAGACCCAAGAGAUCCUCAGUCAACUGCCCUUCAAAGAAGGGCUUCUAGAAUUCGUGGAUAUUACUGCCACCAGCAACACAAAUGAGAUUCAAGAUUAUUUGCAACAGCUGACAGGCGCCAGAACGGUACCCCGCGUGUUCAUCGGUAAAGACUGCAUAGGCGGCUGCAGUGAUUUGGUGGCAUUGCAGCAAAAUGGGGAGCUGAUGGUCCGACUGAAGCAGAUCGGCGCUCUACAGUGACUCCAGCAGAACAGACCCUGCGCUGCUGUGCCCCCUGGAGAUCUCGAUGACAUCGAAAAGGAUGACCGUACUUCCUGGUGAUGGGAUUUUGAACAAAACCAGCUUUUUUUCUUCUUUUUUGGCCUCAGAAUUAAAAAGACCAAUUUGCCCCUCAUCAUGGGGCCAAGAUGGUU
Molecule: messenger RNA, 576 nt
Organism: Octodon degus (degu)
Lineage: Eukaryota; Metazoa; Chordata; Mammalia; Rodentia; Octodontidae
Gene: Glrx
Product: glutaredoxin
Exons: 3
Coding region: 83-403 (106 amino acids)
Source: RefSeq, a predicted model, not a curated record